AUGAAUUUGGGCGCGUAUCGAGUGACCUUGUCCACUCUUUUCACCAUUCUUCUUGUAGCAUGUCUUGUCGGUCAAUCAUCUGCUUCUCUAGGUGACCAUCUCCCAGACUUUCGAGAAUGUGUCCAGGUUUGUAAAACCGAGAAUUGUCAGAACGGCAAUUCGGUGCUACCUUUCCACCAUCGCUUGUUAUUAUGGACCUGUCCGUCGGAGUGCGACUAUACCUGCCAACAUGUCAUUACCGAUCGCCGAGUUUCGCGUGACCCUCCCAUGCUGGCCCCUGUGGUCCAAUUCCAUGGCAAAUGGCCCUUCCGUCGCCUGCUAGGCAUGCAGGAGCCCUUCUCCGUACUAUUCUCCUUCUUCAACUUCCUCGCCCACUGGCACGGCAUGUCCCGGAUCCAGGAGGCCAUCCCCGCCUGGCAUUCGCUCCGACCAUACUACAUGAUGUUUGGAUAUAUUGGACUGGCGAGUUGGACAUUUAGCAUGCUGUUUCACACCAGAGAUUUCCCUAUUACAGAGAAACUGGAUUACUGGGCAGCUGGAGCCAGUGUCCUGUUCGGUCUUUACCUUGCCGUGAUCCGAAUCCUGCGUCUCGACUUGGAACAGCCGCAGUACCGCCCCGCCUUGCGUCGGAUGUGGACAGCCAUUUGUAUUCUACUAUACACCAUCCACGUUUGUUACCUGACCUUUUGGUCUUGGGACUAUACUUACAACAUGGUGGCCAAUGUCAUAGUUGGUAUCAUCCAGAACCUACUAUGGACUGGGUUCAGUAUUGUUCGUUACCAGAAACACCUCGAAUCCUGGACGGCUUGGCCUGGUAUGAUUGUGGCAUGGAUCAUCCUGGCUAUGAGUCUGGAACUGCUCGAUUUCCCUCCUUGGCAUGGAUUGAUUGAUGCCCAUAGUCUUUGGCAUCUGGGCACCGUGGUCCCUACAGCAUGGUGGUAUUCGUUCCUUAUCAAGGACACACAGGACGAUAUUGCCGGGCACCGAUUGAAGGCGUGA
Messenger RNA from Penicillium malachiteum, 999 nucleotides. RefSeq names its product PGAP3/PER1 family protein. The transcript has 4 exons. The record is from RefSeq and is a predicted model, not a curated record. Gene Ontology annotation, cellular component: endoplasmic reticulum membrane. NCBI's taxonomy places the organism in Eukaryota, Fungi, Ascomycota, Eurotiomycetes, Eurotiales, Aspergillaceae. The coding region runs from base 1 to 999 and encodes 332 amino acids. Gene Ontology annotation, biological process: GPI anchor biosynthetic process. Gene Ontology annotation, molecular function: hydrolase activity, acting on ester bonds.